Impatiens glandulifera is the source of this 417-nucleotide messenger RNA. RefSeq names its product protein preY, mitochondrial. NCBI's taxonomy places the organism in Eukaryota, Viridiplantae, Streptophyta, Magnoliopsida, Ericales, Balsaminaceae. The record is from RefSeq and is a predicted model, not a curated record. The transcript has 3 exons. Bases 101 to 361 code for a protein of 86 amino acids.
AGGAUCGCGAAGCAGGCUCGGGCGUAGAUUUAGGUUUGGAGUAGUCGUCAAGUUCUAGGUCAAAGCAGAAAUUGAAAGGAGAUACGAAAUAGUGAUAGUAAUGGUGAGAUUGAGCAAAGUACUGUUGAAAGAUGGAGGAAGAGUUAUCGGAAUCAGCAAGACGCUUUCAGAGAUGCUCGUCUGUCCAAUUUCUAAGCAAUCCUUGAGAUACUGUGAGGAAUCGAAUUCUCUCAUCAGCGACACCAUAGGCGUUUCUUUCCCUAUAAUGGAUGGCAUACCUUGCCUUGUUCCCAUGGAUGCCAAGAUCAUCCAAGUUGGUGAUUCACCAGACACCACGAUGAAGAAGAAGAUAGAAAAUUAGUGAGAUUUUGAAUAAUAAUUGUCUUUCAUUCUUCUCUUAUUUAGAGAUUCUUGUGU